CGUUCGCCACGUCUGAGAAAUUGAAUUUUAACUUCUGACAAUGCCGCCGAAAACUAGUGGUAAGGCUGCUAAGAAGGCCGGUAAGGCACAGAAAAAUAUCACCAAGGGUGACAAGAAGAAGAAGCGUAAGAGGAAGGAGAGUUACGCUAUUUACAUCUACAAAGUAUUGAAGCAGGUGCACCCUGACACUGGUAUUUCCAGUAAAGCGAUGAGCAUCAUGAACAGUUUCGUCAACGAUAUCUUCGAACGUAUUGCUGCCGAAUCUUCUCGUCUCGCACACUACAACAAGAGAUCGACCAUUACUUCUCGGGAAAUCCAGACUGCCGUCAGACUCUUGCUUCCUGGAGAGUUGGCCAAGCACGCUGUCAGUGAAGGCACCAAGGCUGUCACUAAAUACACCAGCUCUAAGUGAGCGCUUAUGACCUGAUAACAAAAAACAAUCGGCCCUUUUCAGGGCCAC
Molecule: messenger RNA, 460 nt
Organism: Athalia rosae (coleseed sawfly)
Lineage: Eukaryota; Metazoa; Arthropoda; Insecta; Hymenoptera; Athaliidae
Product: histone H2B
Exons: 1
Coding region: 41-412 (123 amino acids)
Cellular component (GO): nucleosome
Molecular function (GO): structural constituent of chromatin; DNA binding; protein heterodimerization activity
Source: RefSeq, a predicted model, not a curated record